Molecule: messenger RNA, 2183 nt
Organism: Oncorhynchus kisutch (coho salmon)
Lineage: Eukaryota; Metazoa; Chordata; Actinopteri; Salmoniformes; Salmonidae
Product: brain-specific angiogenesis inhibitor 1-associated protein 2-like protein 2
Exons: 15
Coding region: 333-1673 (446 amino acids)
Biological process (GO): positive regulation of actin filament polymerization; plasma membrane organization; actin filament bundle assembly
Cellular component (GO): nucleoplasm; cytosol
Molecular function (GO): protein binding
Source: RefSeq, a predicted model, not a curated record
UCUAAUACUACAUGUAGUGCUCCGAGUGUGAGCCUACCUAGCUACGUCCCUCCCUGUGGUGGUGGCUGAGUUGGAACAGGGGAUGUUUCCAUCCUUUCACUCUGAUCCAUCUAUAAUUCAGCUGACCCGGCCGUAUCGGUGUCUCUUUCCUUUCCUCUGUAUAAUUGGCGUAUGAUGCAGGGAUGAAGAGGCUGAUGGAUGAAGAGGCUGAUUAACGGGUGGGAGAAAGGGGGAGCGAGAGAAAGGAGCUAUCACAACAGGUUGUUGUUGGUGGCAGAAAGAACAAGGGAACAACGAGGCAGAAGGAGUGGGUUAAUAGCCAAGCGGUUACUAUGUCGGGGGCGAACAGUGAUCAGUUACAUAGGUCUACAUUGUCUGUGUACGCGAACCUGAUGGAACAGUUCAACCCAGGCCUACAGACGCUAGUUACAUUAGGAAACAGCUAUGUCAAGGCUUUCCAAGCCUUGGCUGUUACCAGUGAGGCCUACUUUAGUGCUGUAGCGAAGAUGGGAGAACAGGCCCUUCACACACUCUCCUCUCGCUCACUUGGAGAUGUCCUGGUACAGAUAUCUGAGACGCAGAGAAGACUCACAGCUGAGAUGGAGGGAGUGAUUCGAUGGUUCCAGGUAGAAGUUUUACAGGCCAUGGAGAAGAAUGUCAAGUUGGAUGAAGAGUACAUUGACGGCAGUCGCAGGGUGUAUGAGCUGGAGGUGAGGAACCAGGCAGAAGCUCUGGAGAGACAGUUGAGAAGAGGAGCCUUCAGAGACUCACUGGAGCACAGUGAGUACAUGCAGUACCUGAGACAGAGUCAACAUGACAUUAUGAAGGAGGAGGAGAGGAGGUAUCGCUUCCUGGCAGAGAAACACUGCGGACUGACACAGUCACUGCUCUUCCUCAUCAACAAGACAGGGGCUUCCCUACAGCAGAAGGCUGAUGGAUGGAAGGAGAAAGUGAACGAGACACGAGGCUCCAGACCCCGUAGCCCCACCCACCCUGACCAGGAGGAACAGCUGUGUGGCUCAGUGAGCUCUCUGCUGCAGACAGUAGAUGAGGACAGAGACAUGUCUUGGGCCAGGAGAGAACAACAGGCCCUGGGGAGAGUGCCCUCUAGAGCCCCGUCCCCCCUCCACAGCCGAUCCCGCUCCUCCUCAGUGGGUGAGUCUCUGGGUCUGGGUGGGGGUAGGACCAUGAGAGCCCUGGUGUCCCACCCACCCUCCUCCAACCCCAAACUCCUACCCUUCACCCGGGGAGAGAUGGUCACCGUGUUGGUCCAGGAACCGAGGAAUGGGUGGCUGUAUGGGAGAACGGAUAGCAGCCUACGCCAGGGCUGGUUCCCAGCAGCUUAUGUUUCUUCUAUUGAGGAGUUCUCUAACCUCUUGGGUUCCAGUGGCACUUCCUUGAGGAGCCACAGCAUGAACAACCUGUUGGAUCCCUCUGACACCUCCAUGGGCCAAUCAGAAAAGGCCUACGGUGAUGUGGCGCCCCCUACCACACCCACUCGCAGGGCCUCCGUCGACUUCCGACCAAUCUCUCCCCUCCCUGAGAGGAGGGCGGAGCCAGAGAAUGUGACGAGAACAAAUAGCCUGAAAGGCUACAACGAGCUCCCGCCCCCUCCUCCUCCGCCCCCCGCCACCCCCUCACCCAACAACAAUGCUCCGGAGGGGGUCAGCUGACUUUCGACCAAUCCAGCCUACUUUCCCGGAGAGGACAGCAGAAUCAUUGUCACCCCUUGGAGCUUCUGGAGAAAACCUACUCUUUCCCAGGGGAACCAACCCCUUUGCGACAGUGAAGCUUAAACCAACAACCACCAAUGACAGAUCAGCACCCAGGACCCACUGACCAAUCAGCACAGAGAUGUCGACGUCAAGAAAAGCUGACGUCCUUGAGUUUGGCAUUGAGUCUAUUUUUAGAGAAAUGAUGUAGAUCAUCUAAUCGUGUAAAAAUAUAUAUUUAUUUGUACUAUUAUGCGAUUUAAGAAUAGCACUUUGUCACAUUGUUUGUGUGUUUCGAUAGAUUUUCCAAUGGUUUACUAAUGGUUCGAUCUAGGAUGCUUUUAUUGGGAAAUAGAUUUAUCGAAAUGAAUCGUCUCAUUUGUGCAUCCCUUGUUCUACAGUAUAUUAGUGUCCAGUCUAGUUUAUAUUAAAUCAUGAAAUAAUAACAAAUAAAAUAGUCAUUUUACUCAA